ACCGUAGAAACAUGAUAGAAAGUUGGAUAUUAUCACACAACUUCCAUAUCAAAACCGAAAUCACCAAAUUUUCUUUCAAAAAAAAUAUGUUUGUAGUUACUUUAUUGCAACAGGUACUUUGAACGAGCACUUUGACACCGCUUCCAUGCCCAACCGUCAGUCCAGGCCUUGAUCGUCCUAGAAAGGCGAAAAUGUAUUUGUCAGGUCACAAGUAACCAUUCUUAAUUUUGUGAUAUUGUUGUCAAUCGUAAAUUCGAAUGAAGAGACCUAAGAAUUAUAUUUACAACAAACCGAUAUUAUUUUUAACAAUACAUCCUUUAUACUGAACAUUCUUUUUUGUUUGCUUCUAGACUAAUUGUAAUCUGAUUAAAUUUUACAUCUAUGUCUUGUAAAAUACGCAAUCGUAUACUACACGUAAAAAGGCGGACCAGUCGAAGGUUGGUGAAAUUUACUCGUAAGAGGAGAACGUACUCAGAUCAAUAACUAAAUUUUUUUUCAAAAAUUCAUAUGAAAGUAAAUGAUGCAUAUCGCUGUGAAAUGAAAGAAAGAAGACAGAUAUAGGAAACUUGAAUGGCGAUUUAUCUGUCUUUAUUAGUGAUUGUGUCUUGGGAGGAUAUGCUCAAUACUUUGCAUUACCUUGUUGUAAUGUUAUAUUAGCAUGUAAAACGAUAAUGCUCCAAAAGCUCGAUCUCGCAAUGCGUCGGGCUGGCUUAUCUAGAGAGAGACGGUUUCCUUUCCCUCACACAGGCACAGCUCUAACUCGGCGGUCGACUAAAACACUCGCGAGUUCCACCAUUCAUCAAAUCAUGAGUCUACCGUCUAAAGAGAGACAUUUUUAGAAACUGUGUAGUUAUUUUAUGCGUGCAUAGAUAAAUCUAUGACUGAAUGGCUAAGCUCGAACUAAAACACGAGCGCUGGAAUCAGAUACCUGCCGAGAUGGCUACGUUAUUCCGUAAAAAACGGUUUAUCACGACGGCAAGCAGCGUAUCGCCAAUGUCAGUCACAAACGAUUAUUUAACGACAAUCGCUGAAGAGGUUUCAGAAGAAAUAAUAAACGAUGGAACGACCAACAACUACCGAGAUGAAUCAGAAGCAUAUGACAGCUGCGCGCUGUUAUACCGCAAGGAUGAUCCAGUUAGCUCUUUUAGCAAGGGCAGUAGCGCGCAGGACCGCCUUUGUCCACCACUGAACCAGUGCGACAACGGUUCUUUGACGAAUUCACGAUAUUUACACUUUCUCUGGCGGUGUGAAAGAAUCGAGCAAUGGAUUGCAGAGAAGGAGGUGUACAUAAGCGAAGAAAAUUUGGGUCGAACCCUUCCGUCGGUGUUGGUGUUUCUUAACAAGCAGAUUGCCUUUAAUAAUAGACUGUCUGCUUUUGCUGUAGAAGGAGUUUAUCCAUUGUUUGACUUGAAGGAUCAGCUUCUUAAAGGUGAUCAUAGUUUAAGAAGCAGAAUUAUAGAGAGACAUGCUCAGAUGCUUGCGAGAUGGCGCACCCUUCGUGAGACUUCAGAGGCGCGCGAAAUCCGGCUCAUGGAAAUGUACGCAAGAUGCAAAAAGGUCGAUGAGUUAUUGGCUAAAUUUGCCAGAAAAGCGGUCGCACUGCAUUUGUGGUGUCAUAAAGCUGAAAAAAACCUAAUUAGCCCUGUACGAUGCAAAUCGAUAGAAGAGCUGUUUAUACUACGAAAGACGUUUUCGCAGUUUUCAGCAACACUGUGCAAUAUUCGCGUAGAAUUCGACGAACUGGACAUGCUUGACGCUAAGUUGAGAAGCCUUGAAAACGUCCCUAGUAAUCCGUAUACACAUCUCACAGUAGUGUCUUUGCAGGAUAUUUGGAAAAACCUCGUCAACAAAGUCAACAGGCGUGAAGAGGAAAUAAAUAAAGAAACUAUAAGACAUGAAGAAAUCGCAAAAGUGCGAGCCACCUUCGAAUUUCACAGAUUUUCAUGGCUAAUUUGCAUUCCGAUGUUUGCACUACUUCGUUUCCGGUAACUAAACAAACAAUUCGUUCAUGCAGGGUAAUGGACCAGUACCCAUGAUGCUUCCUCAGGAAUCGGAUAUUAUGUAAAUACCUUUUAAACAAAAAUCCUGAAUCUAUAUGUGUGUCAAUUGCUGCUUUAUCUUGUCAUCCAUAUCCUCAUUUACAGAAUAUAUCUUCAAAUAUAUUCUAUAUAUACGUACAUAUUUCAUAUAUUUGACGAGCCACUAGCCCUAAAGAAAUGUAUUACUGUUGGGCAGUUUCGAUGAUCGCAUCGGCUAACAGGUGGACCCGGCGGGCAGCCCUGUCUUACUAUAAUCAUUAUCAACAGCCUUUGUAAUGGUAGAAAUGAUAGACUCUAAUUAUAAUUAUAUAUUUCCUCACUUAUAAGAUUUUUAAUAUUUUAGGUUGUCGCAUUCACACCGACUUUCUUCCAUUAAAAAGAUAUGUCACAGGGUAUUUUUGCUCUUUACUGUAGUAUUAUAUAUGCACGUGUGUUCAAAGAAACAUUCUGUUCGAUCAAUCUGAGUAGUGUUGUGAGUGCUUCCUAGAAGUACGAACCUAGCAUCACUAUGACCCAAUGAUAAUUUUUGUCGUAACCUGACUUAUUUUUGCAAGUAAUCAAUAUAGCUAAGAGUUAGUGUGGUUGGUGCUUCCAAUUUGGGGCACAGAACACGUGGGUAGAUAAAGCUUUGUUUCGAUUAAUAUUUUUUGCUUAUAAGAUGCCCGCUUGUUUUCGUUUAUUCUACUAGAUUCGAUAAAAAACGUUAUCGCUUCCGGCUAAGGGUUCGACCGAUUUUUCAAAAGCCGAUGAUAAAUUACGUGGAGUGCUGCGGGUCCCUGUAUCUGUUGAUUCUAGAACUGCAUUCCUAUCUGUCCACCGAGGUAUAACAAAAAUAACAUUUCUAUAAAUGUUUUCGUCUAGUUACCUUUGCCUAUGUAUUCGCCCGAUGCUAUAUAUGCUAGAGUCUCAUAUUAUCUUAUUGCUAAUAACAACUGACGUACGCAUUUUUUGCUUCACUUUUAAAUCUUUGUACAAACACCAGAGUCCACGUUUAGAUAUUUCGCGCAUUAUUGCAAAGCCUAUGCGAAUGCUUUCUAUAAUUGCACACCUUUUUCUCUGAGCCAACGCUUGACUUAAUACUGGUUAGAAGCUAGGAGGAUCCUGAUCUUCCUUAUACUUAUGCAAGCUCUUGAGACAUUUUCUUUGCAUCCACUAUAGACGUUGAACAUUUGACCUAGUCAUGCAACGCACUUGAAUAAUCCAUAUGUUAUCUGUAUGUUGAAUAUGUAGAAGAUCCGCUACACCCAGCUCUUUGUCUACACAUAUUUAAAAAAAAAAGUUCGUUGUUCAUUAGCAGGCCACAAUGGUGAUCAAGAACUAAAAUAUUGCAGAUACGGUCGUUUUAUCAAUGACGUAGUCUAUAUUAACAAAAACUUAACAAUUUAUUGCAUAAAUGCAAACAGCACUUCGUGGGGAAAUCUCUGAGAACUCACUCGGUCAACAUAGUGGAACAAAGGCUAAUUCUGACUAACUUUUUUAAUUGAGUUUUGUUUGUUGUUGUUCCAUAACAUACAGUGUAUAUCUGGAAAUAAGUAUGGUUUAUUCCUGAAAUCCCUUUCGAUAAUACCAUAUAUUAUUGAAAAGGUGUGAGUCUUUUUAAUUCGUUACUUUGCACAUAAUAAUUCAUUUUAAGAUUUAGACUUAUGUUAUUGCCAUUGUUAAUCAUCUAACAAUAUUUAACAAAGUUAAGCUAAGCUCUUCGGAUGAACGUUUGGAAUUAACUCUGGCCACGGGGCCAGUGCAAUGUAGAUCACAGCGGUAACAAAGAAAUCUGUCGAUAAGCAAAUUUUUGUCAUUGUUAAACGUUUUUCUCUGUAUUGUCAUCACAUUAUAGAAGAUGUCACACGCGAAAGUUGAAGCUUGUUCAAGAUUUAGCACAAAAGUUAACAGAGUGAGUGCACUGUUUAAGUGAAAAAAAACGAUGUUACAAUGCACUUAAUCAAUAAACAGAUGAAGAAUGUACGAUUUGAAGGAGAUGAAUA
Messenger RNA from Varroa destructor (honeybee mite), 4021 nucleotides. RefSeq names its product spectrin alpha chain-like. Gene Ontology annotation, molecular function: protein binding. The record is from RefSeq and is a predicted model, not a curated record. NCBI's taxonomy places the organism in Eukaryota, Metazoa, Arthropoda, Arachnida, Mesostigmata, Varroidae.